Molecule: messenger RNA, 567 nt
Organism: Paramuricea clavata
Lineage: Eukaryota; Metazoa; Cnidaria; Anthozoa; Malacalcyonacea; Plexauridae
Source: the annotation of a GenBank genome assembly
AUGAGAAACGUUGAAGGGCCGUCAGGUGAAGGCGGAACAAGGGAACGUCCAAUUUUAAUUGAAGAAUCUCCACUGAAGAAAGCUGCAUCAAACGACGGAAGGCAUGCACUUCCUGCCAUACUACGAUGUAAGAAGAAACUGAUUGUCCACAAGUCAACAAAUUACGGUGUAAGCAAUCCUAUUCCUGUUUCACCGCCAUUGAAACCAUUAAAAGUGGAGAUGCGAGAUUCCAAUUCGUCCAGCAGCUCAUCCGAUGAGGAGGGUACAGAAUCUAGUGAAGAAGAUUUGUCUAUUCUUCCCGAAUUCCAUCAUGAUGACGAACAAAUUCCGGUUUUUGGGAAGCCAAAAAAGGCAUACUAUGCAUCCGAUAUCCUACGCAUUUUGUCCACCCACCACCCAAACAAUGUAAAGUGUACACAACAGCCCAUGCGAGUUCAAUACAACGGAUCAUUUUUAUUAGAUGUGACUUUUAUACCAAUAAUAAUAAUAAUAAUAAUAAUAAUAAUAACAGUCUUUAUUCAUACUCAAGAACACCCGUCUGUGAGUUUACAUUAUAAAAAUAUAUAA